AUGGGCGACUGGAACUUCCUCGGUGGGAUCUUGGAGGAGGUGCACAUCCACUCCACCAUGGUUGGCAAGAUCUGGCUGACCAUCCUGUUCAUAUUCCGAAUGCUGGUCCUGGGCGUCGCUGCAGAAGACGUUUGGAAUGACGAGCAGUCUGACUUCAUCUGCAACACCGAGCAGCCAGGGUGCCGGAAUGUAUGCUACGACCAGGCCUUCCCCAUCUCCCUCAUCCGCUACUGGGUGCUCCAGGUGAUAUUUGUGUCCUCGCCCUCCCUGGUGUACAUGGGUCAUGCCAUCUACCAGCUGCGUGCUCUGGAGAAGGAACGCCACUGCAAGAAAGUGGCUCUCCGGCGGGAGCUGGAGGCGGUGGAUGCAGAGCUGACAGAGGUGAAGAAGAGGAUUGAAAAGGAGAUGAGGCAGCUGGAGCAGGGGAAGCUCAACAAAGCACCACUGAGGGGCUCCCUGCUGUGCACCUACGUGGCCCACAUUGUGACGCGCUCAGUGGUGGAGGUCAGCUUCAUGACGGGUCAAUACAUCCUGUACGGAAACCGCCUGAGCACCCUUUACAAGUGCGAGAGGGAGCCGUGUCCCAACGUGGUGGACUGCUUCGUCUCGAGGCCGACAGAGAAAACUGUUUUCAUGAUGUUCAUGCAAGCUAUCGCCUGCAUCUCCCUCUUCCUCAGUCUGCUGGAGAUCAUGCACCUGAGCUUCAAGAGGAUUAAGAAGGGCAUUCUGGACUACUAUCCACACCUGAAGGAUGACCUGGACGAUUAUUAUGUCAGCAAGUCGAAAAAGGACUCAGUGGUGCAUCAGGUUUGCAUGGGAACGACUGUGGGACGCAAGAGUACGAUCCCCACAGCACCAAGCGGGUACACGUUACUGCUGGAGAAACAGGGCAACGGACCCAACUACCCUCUCCUCAACGCCUCCUCCGCCUUCGUCCCAAUUCAAGGGGACCCUGGUGGAAAGCCGGACAGUCAAAAGGAGGGCAAGGAAGGAGUCCCGAGUCCCACGGAGCACAACAACAACUCCAACAAUACCAGCAGUGAGACGAGGUCCCCUCCUUCAGACAAACAGGAGGAACGAGAAGAUCAAUCCCCACCACAUCACGAGGACCUGGAGCGUGCAAGAUCUGAGUACCCCACCCUGCCUGUUUCAGAUGCCUCCUCCAGCACAGUGCUGUCAGGCAUCACGAGGAAGACACGAAGGAUCACCCCACCGUGGAACUGCUCCACAGUUGUGGAGGGAAACGGCUCAGACAGUGGAGACUCCUACAACGGGAACAACAGCAUGAAGCUACGUAGCAGCGGCGGCGGCGGCCCUAGAGCGAGGAUCCUCUCCAAGUCAGACAUUAAGAGACCGAGCAGACCCCAGAGCCCAGACUCUGCGGGGGAGCUGAGCUCUAUAUCUCGACACAGCCGGGAGAGCAAUAGCCCUGCCGCCUCCCCACCAAACCGGCGAGUGUCAGCUGCCAGCAGCGCCAGCAGCAGACGAGCCCCGACUGAUUUACAGAUAUGAAGACUGCUUAGAAGAAGCCAUUAAAACACUGUAUUACUGCACCUUUUACACAGUUUAGACAAUCACAAAAAGCCUGCAGAGAUUAUGCUUGUGCCAUUUUUUCAGAGAUAUUCUCCAGUCUUAGUUAGAAAGAGCACGUGACGCGCAAGCAAUCUAACAUCCACUCUUCCAUUUAGAGGGAUUCAAGCUAGGAUGCACAGUCUUGUUUUCUUAGA
Molecule: messenger RNA, 1727 nt
Organism: Oreochromis aureus
Lineage: Eukaryota; Metazoa; Chordata; Actinopteri; Cichliformes; Cichlidae
Product: gap junction alpha-9 protein-like
Exons: 1
Coding region: 1-1512 (503 amino acids)
Biological process (GO): cell communication
Cellular component (GO): connexin complex
Source: RefSeq, a predicted model, not a curated record